This is a messenger RNA of Acanthoscelides obtectus, 675 nucleotides long. The record is from the annotation of a GenBank genome assembly. Lineage: Eukaryota; Metazoa; Arthropoda; Insecta; Coleoptera; Chrysomelidae.
AUGAAAGUAGCCUUACCGAUGACCCCGGAAAAGAAAGUAAUUUGUCGACGUGGCACAAAGUAUCCUGAAAUGAUUGUAAAUGCUACAAAAGUAAGUUUUUCAGUCAUGUUUUGUGGGAAUGCCGUAGAGGAAACUGUUCCGCCAUAUGUUAUUUUUAGGGCAGAGCAUUUGUGGUCUACUUGGACUGAAAAUGGACCACACGGAACCCGGUAUAAUAGAACCAAAAGCGGUUGGAUUGAUAGUAUCACGUUUGAGGACUGGUUCGAAUCUCAUUUACUGCCAAUUUUAAAGAAAAAAGAUGGCCGCAAAGGGAUUAUUGGUAACAACUUGUCGUCCCAUAUAAACAAAAAUGUGUUAGAAGCAUGCGAGGCCAACAACAUUAGUUUUAUCUGUUUACCUGCCAAUGCAACUCAUAUUCUUCAGCCACUUGAUGUGGCAUAUUUCAGGCCAUUGAAGAUUAAAUGGCGUCAAGUCUUGCUAGAUUGGAAAAAUACCCCAGAAGGAAGAAGACUUCCAACCGUGCCGAAGGAUCAAUUUCAUAGACUACUAAAAACUGCACCGGAUAGCAUGAAAGAAACCCAAAGUUAUCUCGUAAACGGGUUCAGGAAAACUGGCAUUUAUCCUCAGAACGUAGAAGAACCUUUGAGUAGAUUGCCAAGGCAAGACAGAAUCUAA